Molecule: messenger RNA, 1169 nt
Organism: Xenia sp. Carnegie-2017
Lineage: Eukaryota; Metazoa; Cnidaria; Anthozoa; Malacalcyonacea; Xeniidae
Product: 39S ribosomal protein L10, mitochondrial-like
Exons: 3
Coding region: 210-830 (206 amino acids)
Biological process (GO): translation
Cellular component (GO): mitochondrial large ribosomal subunit
Molecular function (GO): structural constituent of ribosome
Source: RefSeq, a predicted model, not a curated record
CAGAAGAUUUAGCAACACCAAGCAGAGACACAGGAAGCAUGUAUUCAAUAUUUAUCAAUGAAUAAUUACGGUUGCAACAAACAAAAGCAGCCAAAAAACAUUGGAAACAUUUAAUCCAAACACACUUUUUCCAAGGUCUUUCUGCCAGUGGCAUCCUCGUCUUGCAGUCACUACCUCCAUUGGUAAAAACUAGAAAGUCAAAAUCCAACAUGGCAACGAAAGUUUUAGGAUUACACAAAAAUUGUAUUGCAAAUAAGCGUUUGACGAUCAAUUUGGCGAACACUUGCAAGGCUAGACGACAAAUACACAGCAGAGAAAUCAAGCCUCAGCCACAUAAGAUUCAGUUGGCUUCUGAAAUUAGAAAUUUAUUCCAUGAAAAUGAAAUGGUCGCAGUUCUUGGUUACUAUGAUAUGAAAUCUAUUGAGUGGAAUGAAGUGAUUUUUGAAGCAGGAAAAAAUGAUAUUAAACUACGCUUUUUACCAAAUAAAAUAGUUCAUCGGGCACUGGAUAGCACAGGUUAUGUAAACAUGUCACCACUCUUCAUUGGCAGUACAGCUGUUGCCUAUUCAAAAGACAUACAGUUAAAAGGACUUCUUCAAACUGUAAAAAAUCAAAGGAAAGUGCAGUUGCUUGGUGCAAAAAUAAAUGAUCGCCUGUUUGGAAUUGAAAAGCUUACUUGGGUGGCAAAAUUACCUUUGCUAGAACAACUGCAUUGUGAAAUCUCAAUGUCUUUAUCACAGCCAUUGCAGACUCUAAAACAGACAUUGUCAAGAAAUCAGCAGCUAUUGAGCCAAAAUUUACAAUUGCUCACAAGUGCAGAGAAUAGCUAGACAGUACUUUAAUCAAAUCAAUUUUAAUUGGGAAUCAUUGAAGAUUUGCCCUGACAUUGUGGUAGCCAGUGCUGAUAUAUAUCAGACUGAAUAAUCAUUCAUGUAACAUAACAACUUGCAUUCACACAAGAUGCAAGUAUUGUUAUAAAGAAUAUUUGUGAGAUCUAGAAUGUCAUUAUUUUUUUGUAUGAUAUCUAGUAUGUUUCCAUUUAAAUCAUCCAAGCAAAUGUGCAAUAGAUUCCGAAUAAUCAAUCUAAUUAAAGAAGCUACAGAAGAAAGGCUUCAGUACAAUAAAAUGGAAAAAAUGUUACAUAUUUAUGAAUAAAAGCAUGAAAAAGG